Messenger RNA from Syzygium oleosum, 1264 nucleotides. Its product is annotated as myb-related protein 308-like. The transcript has 2 exons. The record is from RefSeq and is a predicted model, not a curated record. Bases 165 to 1151 code for a protein of 328 amino acids. Lineage: Eukaryota; Viridiplantae; Streptophyta; Magnoliopsida; Myrtales; Myrtaceae.
AGAUGACGUUUCCUUCCUUCCCCUCCCCACCACGCUCUUCUAUUUAUCUCCUUUCUCUCUUUCUUCCUCCAUAAGUAGUCCUCUUGAGGUUUGAUGCACCAUUUCAAUUCAAUUUCAAUACAUAAACGUCUUGUGUUGGGCAAAGGGUAUAGACAGAGAAGGAGAUGGGGAGGUCGCCGUGCUGCGAGAGCGAGCACAUGAACAAAGGGGCAUGGAGCAAGGAGGAAGACGAGCGCCUCGUCGCCUACAUCAGGCACCACGGCGAAGGCUGCUGGCGAUCCCUACCCAAAGCAGCCGGCCUGCUUCGCUGCGGCAAGAGCUGCCGCUUGAGGUGGAUCAACUACUUGAGGCCCGACUUGAAGCGUGGUAACUUCUCCGACGACGAGGACGAGCUCAUCAUCACCCUCCACAGCCUCCUCGGCAACAAAUGGUCGCUGAUAGCAGCACGGUUGCCGGGAAGGACAGACAACGAGAUAAAGAACUACUGGAACACCCACAUCAAAAGAAAGCUUCUCGCACGCGGGAUCGAUCCCCAAACCCACCGUCCUCUCGACUACAACGCUGCUGGUGCUGGUGCUGGUGCUGGAGCUGCUGCUACUCAUACUAUCUGUACUAACGCUAAUGACAGCAGCAAGAAGGCCAAGUCUCACUCGACAACUUGUGAAGAAUUAUCGUCAUCGUCAUCGUCACCGCCUCCCACAGUGAACAAAAGAUUGAAUUCAUUAGCCAGCGCAGUGGUGGCAGUGCGAGAAGAAGAAGAAUCGACUAAUAACAGCAUGAGCAGCGGCGUGACGACCACCACCACCGCAGAGGAAGUGCAACUCUUCAAUAACAAGAACGGAAUGAAUGUGGAUAAAGACAGAGAUGCAGAUGUAGACCUCGACCUUUCACUUUGCAUCUCCAUUCAUCGCCACCAGACCAUCAUCAGAAACAACAGCACCAGCAGCACAGCAAGUACCGAAUUACUAAGUAGUGCUACUCCUCCACCAGCUCACAAGCAUCAUGAGAUGUUCUUGAGUCUAGGGUUUCAUCCCAGCGCCCGACAUGCUGGCAGCGGCACUGGCUGCAGUGCAACCGCAGCCACAACUCUUGACUUGUUAAGCGACCCCUCUUCACACCCCAUCUCUAGAGCCUCUUCUUGCUGGUUGUGAUGUUAUGUAAUCUAGUCUUAGACUAUUGCUAAUUACAGUCCCCCUCCCUUCAAACCCUCGAAACCACUUUUUGUGGGAGAGAUACCACAGCUUAAUUUUGCUCAUUUGUUUCA